Molecule: messenger RNA, 588 nt
Organism: Salarias fasciatus (jewelled blenny)
Lineage: Eukaryota; Metazoa; Chordata; Actinopteri; Blenniiformes; Blenniidae
Gene: minar2
Product: membrane integral NOTCH2 associated receptor 2
Exons: 3
Coding region: 1-588 (195 amino acids)
Source: RefSeq, a predicted model, not a curated record
AUGGACAUCUCGGUGCUGCCCAACAACAACCACCCGGAGAAGUUCCUGCAGCUGGACGUGGGGACGCUGGCGGCGAGGGACGUGUUCCAGCUGCGAGCCGCCGUGUCCUCGUCCCAGAGACAGUGGCAGAACAGGGUCUACCUCCAGAGGGAGCGAAGCGCCAGGACGGACAGCCGGUCCGGUCUGUCCCCCGAGGACAGUCCUGUGGCGUUCGUGGACCGGUACCUGGAAAAGCACAUCACUCCCGUCACGCUGAAGUCCAACAUUAAGAGGAACCCUCUGUACAUGGACGCCAAGCCGUUGGACGACCCGGACGGCGACAAGUCCAAACCUUCGUGGACGGUGAAGGAGUACGACACCCAGACCCUCAACGGAGGCCUGGCCCAUUGUCUCCAGAAGACGCCCAGAGAUCUGGACUUCUGGCUGGAGGACCUCUACACUCCGGGAUUCGACUCGUUACUGAGGAGAGAGAUGGCCGAGCAGAGGAGGAAGAGGCUGUGCAGAGUGGUGUCUUCAGUCGUGCUGUCCCUGCUUUGUGCAGUCAUUCUCAUUGUUGUGCCAAUCCUGGUUUUACACAAGGAGAGCUGA